Molecule: messenger RNA, 4271 nt
Organism: Halichondria panicea
Lineage: Eukaryota; Metazoa; Porifera; Demospongiae; Suberitida; Halichondriidae
Exons: 20
Coding region: 289-4155 (1288 amino acids)
Biological process (GO): signal transduction
Molecular function (GO): protein binding
Source: RefSeq, a predicted model, not a curated record
UAUCUGGAACGAUAGAAAACGAAGGCUGAGAAGGAGAGUGAACUGAAGAGUUAUGAGACGAGAAGAGCUGCCCUCCAACAGAGACUGUCUGAUGACAUCACUUACCAGGACCAGAGACAACUGCAGGGAGAGCUGGAGGAGGUGGAGGGGAAGAUCAAGAAGUGUGUCUCAGAUAUACAAGAGCGUGAGAGGUGGAUACAUGACCAGGAGAAUAGGAUUGCUGAGAUACGAGGAAGACCAGAGAGGCAGAGAAAGGAAGAGUCUGCGCAGCAUCUCUUUGAUGAGGCCAUGAAGGAUGGAUACGUUAUUCUUCGCAACAUCAACCUCCUACUCAUGGGUGCAGCUGGUAGCGGUAAAUCAGCCACAAAGAAUCUCUUGCUUGGCAAUCCACCUUCAGAAGUACGAAACAGUACUCCUUGUCGAGAUAGAAUAGCCCACGUUCGACCAGUCACCAAUCUCCUUUUUCAGGGUCGUUUCCAGGGUUCUGACAACAAAUGGGAGGAAGUAAGUGAAGAGGAUUUGGUCAACAUGUUGGCAAAGGCCAUUCAGCAUCUACCCCAGAGCUCUCGUGACAAGCUACCUAGUGACCUUCAGACCAGGCUCAAGGAAUUGUCCACUGAAGCCAGUACCAGUGCAGCAACCGAAGCUACUUCAAUCCCACCUUCUCAAGAGAGUGUUUCUCCUGUGCAGCAAGCAAUCGAAGAUGUUGUCGCGUUAGUCGUUGAAGCUAUGGUGUCAACACCGUCACAACAAGAAGCCUCAAUCUCCUCAACUGAAGGCAAAGAACUGUUUGGUACGAAAACGAUGCGUGUGACCGACAAUGGAGGACAGCCUCAGUUUCACGAUGUGGCCCCUCUCUUCAUUCGACAUGCUUCAGCAGGGCUGUUUGUUUCCAGGCUCACUGAUGAUUUUGCAGAUUAUCCCCACGACGACUUGUACAAGGAUGGAAAGCCAGUCGGUCCCUCAUCUCCAUCUCACCUUUCCUAUCUGGAAACCAAUAUGAGUUUACUGCGAUCCUUUCUCUCCUGCAAGAGGGAUGGGAAAACGCCACGCCCCAUCUUUGUGGGCACUUUCUCCGAUAAAAUCAAAGAUCAAAAAGUUAUCGACAAGAAAAACCAAGCCCUGCUUGAUGCUUUGCCUCCUGAACUGAAAGAAGAAGUCAUCUACAGCAAUCUGCCAUUGAAACAGGUGAUAUUCACCGUCAAUGCUUGCAGUCGUGAUGAAAAUGCACAAGAGGUUGCCAAAGAAAUUCGGAAAGCUGUGGAAAAUUCGCCUACAUUCGACCUCAAAGUUCCCCUGUGGUGGUUCAUCCUCGAGUUAGCUCUACAAAAGCUUUGCAAGAUCAUGAAAAGAGGUAUCCUUAGUAAGAGUGAGUGUAUCGCUUUGGCUCAACAGCUUGGAUUCCAUCCAUCUGCGUUGGAUGCUGCUCUCGACUACUUCAAUGACAUGUGCAUUGUCCACUACUACCCACACAUCCUGCCCCACACUGUGUUUGUGGAUCCUCAAGUCCCACUAGACAAAGUUAGUGAGUUAACACAACAUGCUGUCUCCCUGAGGGAUCAAAGAAAACGUCCUUCUGCCAAGGCUGCAAAAUGGCUCAAGUUCAGAGAUCAAGGUAUUUUUACUAUUGAUAUGCUCGAAUCGGAAGAGUUCCAGAAGCAUUACGAAGACGGCCUUUUCACACCUGCUGAUAUGAUAGCAAUCAUGAUGGAGCUUCUGAUAAUAGCCCCUCUCACCAUCCCACUACUUGGUCGAGUUGAUUGCUCUUUCUCUCAAGUGGAGUUUCUCAUGCCCAGUCUCCUCAGAUCUGUUCCACCCUCUGAGCUAGAGGACCAUCGUGUAUUCACUUCCUCAGCUGAUCCUCUUCUCAUCCGAUUUGUCAGUGGCUGUAUUCGAUGUGGGGUCUUCUGUUGUCUAGUGGUGUUCCUCAUGAAGAAGUGUGGGUGGAUAGUGUGUCUUCCUUCUGGAAAGCCGGUUCUUUUAGCUAGGAACUGUGUCAAGUUUCGGUUACCCGAUUCUCCUGGUAGCGUUACACUGAUUGAUUCCUUCUCUUAUAUGGAGGUCCAUGUCAAAGCCCGACCACAUGUGCUUCUGACCGUGUGUCCUCUAGUUAGAGCCAGUGUCCUUGAAGGUGUAGAUGCUGCUUCUGAUGCACUUCACUACAACAACGACAAGCCAGUCAUUAGCAUCUUCUGCCCUCACGAAGGAGCAACACAACAAGGCAAACGCCAUUUUGCUGAUAUCCACUUAUCGACAAAACUGUGGUGCUGUUCUGAAGAUUUUGAUCUAGAUGGGGAUCUCAAGACGAGUCAUACUGUUUGGUUAGGUACGGCAAUUAUUCCUGCGGAAGGUGCGUUAUCCUCUGUUACGGGAGACAUGUCUACAAAGAUGACAUUGAGUGAUCAGCAGCAACAAUCUGGUGAAGCCUCCUCAGAGGUGAACACUGAAAGAAAGAGACAUCAGCUGCAAUACUCCGGUCCAUCGUCCCCUGUAAUGGAACCUGUGUGUAGAAUGAGUGAUCAAUAUACCAUUUCUCCUCAAAUUCUUCUAUUAGGAAAACCAUCGUCUGCUACGGGAGGUACUGGUAGGAAGACUGAGAGAAAGAGUGAUCAGCAGCAAUACUCUAUCAAUCAAUGUGGGACUCUGGCCAAUGUUGUUAGUAGCACUGGAUCUGGAAUGAGUGAUCAACAGCCUUGUUUGAGUGAGCAUGGUAAUUCUGUAAUGGAAGAUGUGUGCUUGAAGACGGAAGUACAUGAUCAUGAUCAGUGCAUUACUUCUGACAAAUUGUCUCCUGCAAUGGAACAUGUGGUCAAUACAACGAGCGAUCCACAUCAAUAUACCAUAAUGGAAGAUGUGUGUAAGAAGACUGGAGUGAGGGACCAACAACUAGAUCAAGAAAUCCUUGAGAGUGACAUCAUUCUAAUCGCGGAGAAAUUUCCUCAUCUGCUGAACGUGCACAAGGCUUUGAUAAUCAACGAUCUACAACAUGUUUACGAGAAACUACAUAAAAGUGCCAGCCCUCACUGGUUCAAUCUGGGAUUGGCUCUAGGUCUAACUCAUCCUGAUCUCACCAACAUCAAUAUCAAGUGUCGUGAAGAUAAUGUGUUGUGCUUGCGUGAAAUGUUGGCCAAGCUCCUGAGUACACAACAUGUAACAUGGAGUCUCCUAUCAGACGCUCUCAGAAGGCCCACUGUGGAUCUCAUCAAUUUGGCUGAUAGCAUCACAGGAAAACCAUCGUCUGCUACGGGAGGUACUUGUACUGAGAGAAAGAGUGAUCAGCAGCAAUACUCUAACACAGCUGCUGAUGUCACUGAAGGAGAUACCUCACAAGAUGUCCUCACUUCAUAUCCACACACCAUUCCCUCAGGAGCUGGUGGACCGAGGACUGUGACCAUUGAGGAAUUGAAGGAACGUACUCAAAUGAGAUAUCCCGAUGAUGAUGAUGAUGAUGACAGCAGUGAUUCAUGGCAUUCCACUAACGAAUCAGUAGAGCACCACCCAAUAGAUGAGGUUGUAGAUACAGUGGACACUCCUAGUGAUGUCACUGAUCCAGACACUCUUAUCAAUGAACAGAGCUUCUCUCAAGCAUCACCAGUAGAGCACCACCCCACAGCUAGUGACGAGGCUACUUGUACUACAGCCCUGCAGUCUACACACAGAACAGACCAACAUACAACAGCCUCUACUGUACUGACUGAUGCUGUACCAUCUGAUGUCACUAAAGGAGAUACCUCACAAGAUGUCCUCACUUCAUAUCCACACACCAUUCCCUCAGGAGCUGAUGGACCGAGGACUGUGACCAUUGAGGAAUUGAAGGAACGUACAAAAGUGACCGACUCUCAACUUGACACUGAAAUUGAAGAGACAGACAUGAUCGUUCUGGCAGCUCACUUUGACAAUGUGGAUACCUACGCUGUACAACUGGGACUAGAUCCUAGCGAGCGAAGAGAUGUUAAAAUUACUGCCUCCAAUUAUGACACAAGGACAGCGAUAGACAAGGCCUUGAGACUAUGGAGACAGCAUAAUCCAGGAGCAGCUACUUACAGAGCUCUGGUGAAGAUGCUGUUGAGAAUGGGAAAGGAAACACUGGCCUUUAAAAUGUGUCAGACAGCAGCUACGAAACAUGUGGUGUGCAACAGGAGAAGAUCUAUUUAACUACAUUUUUGAUAAUAUGUUUUUGUUAGUUAGUUUGCAUUGAACAAUAAAUAUUUGAUACAAAUGAAUGGUUUUAGCUACUGUAUCUUGCUGCAUCAAUGUUAAAUUUUAUCGUA